AGGUGGGCCAAGUUACACUGACAAACAAGUGAUUUAUAUUCCUGCUAUGUGGUUGUAAUAGGGGGCAGGUGGAAGCCAAUAAAGUCGUAUCCCUAUAAUGGAAAUUAUUACAAUUCUAUUUAUGGGAAAAAUAUCUAGUAAUAAUAACAGAAAAAAUCUCCUCGAAUGGGUGCCAAAUAUGUUUGCUUUCCCAUUGGACCAACCACGCCUCCUAAUAACAACAAGAGAUGAUAAUGGUACUUCUCCCACUCGCACACUUGGCAAACGCGCCUCCGUCGACAUGUUUCCUUGAAGGCAGUGCACCUCACGCGUCCCGGGGAGCGUGUCAGGUGGAAGGGCAAACUUCCAUAUGACGUCAUAUAGGCCAACGAAGCCCAAGGCAGCCCCCACGGUAAGCUUUUGAUUCGGCAGAGCGCCUGCCACAUUGUGGGCUUUCAUUGGAUGCCUGUGGGACCAUGGACUCGAUUACCCCCGCAGUCCGACCCUACUGAGCCAUUAGAAAGAGGAGAAAAAACUAAUUAAGCCUACCUAAGCUAAAGCCAGGAGGAGGCUAGCUGAUCUUGUUGCUAUUUCUUUCAGUGCCGCUGCCUGUUGUGGUUUUGGUUGUGGCUGUGGUGAGAUUAGAGAGAGAGAGGGAGAUGGAAGGCGGAGGAGAAUGCAACGGUGGCGGUGAGAAGAACCCUUCUGUUUUAAAUCGGAUAUUGCUCAAAUACCGGCCGAUUGCGCCGAAACCGUUCACCGGAGGCACAGCUUUGGAUAAGCUGCCCAAGAGAACCAAGAGAAAGUACGUUAGGACGGUCCGCAAAUAUAAAGAAGAUGAAAACGGGAAAGGCCAAAUGACGGAUGAGGAGCGCGUGGAGACACUGCAGCUGUUGCCUCAGAUCAUAGAGCAGAGUGGUAGUGACCUCUCCAAUCACGGUGGCGGAUCUAGCUGUGAGGUUGAUGCUAUGAUCGUUGAAGAUAACAAUCACUGGUUGAGCUUGAGUGGAGCCGGAGAUCCGACCGCGGCGGUGGGGAAGAAGCAGGUUGCUGUUGACAGCGUGUCAGAUCCAUCGGCGGUGAUGGAUCGGAUGGGAGGAGUGGAGUCGUGGGUGACGGUGGAGUGCGUGAGAGGCACAUGCAUGAUGGCUCCGAGUUCUUCUCAAGGGUUUGGGUUUGGUCUUUCCGGGGUCAGUGCGGACGAGGAGAGAAUGAGGAGAUUGGAGAGAGACGCAUGUCCGGGGUUCAUAUCGGACGGUUGGAACAGAGUGCAGUGGCUGAACGGAGCGUUUAGGAGGAUGGUGAUGAUGACGAGGCAGCAGCAACCGUUACCGGAGGUAACGGUGUGGUUAUGGAUGAAUGAGGAGCUCCCGCACACGACGAACUCGGCGUUCACGUGCCAAGUGAAACUGAAAUACACGGUGUUGGAGAGUCAGAAAAAGGAGAAGAACUACUACUCGCAGUCGGUGCCUUGUGAUUUGUGGAGGAUGGACGGCGGAGGAUUUGCAUGGCGGCUCGACGUUAAAGCUGCCCUCACUCUCGGCGGUUGAACCAAACUCCGUUCUAUCCGAUCAGUUUGUUCCAGUAGCGAUUCAAUGUUCAUAUAUGUACGAGUGUUAUAUUUUCAUAUAGAUGGAGGAGGCUUCCGAGAAUCUGGAGAAGCGAUUGAACUAGUGAGUGCUCGAUGAUGAAAUCAAACGUAUACAUAUAUAUUAUGUACGUGGUAAUAAGGAUCUGUAGAUUGAAUAAUUUCUAUUGCAAGCAACCAAUGAUUGAAACUAAUCAAUCAUGAUAUAUGAAGAAGCAAGCUAGGUAGAAGUGGAGUGUUGAUUGUUGAAGUCCCUAACUAGGUUUAUGCUAGAAGGGCCGAACAUGGAGAACGAUCGAGUGAAUUGAAGUUGGAGACUGGUGUAGUAAUUGAAAAGAAGACUUCGGGAAAAUGUUGAUUGUUGAAGUUGGAUUGACUUGUUGAUUAUUGAAGUCCCUAACUAGUUUAUGCUAGAAGGGCUGAACAUGUAGAAUGAUUGAUUGAAUUGAAGUUGGAGAGUGGUGUAGUAAUUGAAAAGAAGACUUCAAUGAUAUGAAGGGACACGAUGUAGUACGUUCUGUUUCAAAUCUGGAAUUUUGUUAUUCAUCAUCUUCUUCUUUUC
Messenger RNA from Rosa rugosa (rugosa rose), 2129 nucleotides. RefSeq lists its product as uncharacterized. The record is from RefSeq and is a predicted model, not a curated record. The transcript has 2 exons. Bases 639 to 1529 code for a protein of 296 amino acids. NCBI's taxonomy places the organism in Eukaryota, Viridiplantae, Streptophyta, Magnoliopsida, Rosales, Rosaceae.